Aureobasidium namibiae CBS 147.97 is the source of this 915-nucleotide messenger RNA. RefSeq lists its product as uncharacterized. The coding region runs from base 1 to 915 and encodes 304 amino acids. Gene Ontology annotation, molecular function: protein binding. Lineage: Eukaryota; Fungi; Ascomycota; Dothideomycetes; Dothideales; Saccotheciaceae. The record is from RefSeq and is a predicted model, not a curated record. The transcript has 2 exons.
AUGGAUAGUGCGCAGCUCCGAGGCUUCGAAGCAUUGCCAAACGAGCUUCUAUACGACAUAUUGCAAUCAUUCACCACAGAACAUGUCUUGACCUUCGCUCCAGUUUCACGUAGAUUUCAUUCGAUUUGUGUCAGAAUCCUGCAGAACCGCUUGACCGCUGCUGCUACCUUGCUUGACCAUAUUUUGAUGCUCGAGUUAUAUCCACCAAGUGCCAGACUGACAGCUGGUAAGCUGUUCUGCACAUCGCUAGGUACCUCGGGUCUGGACGAUGAGUCCCUAAAGAGUCUCCCUGACUCGGCAAGGAUCGGUCAUCUGGGUAAAGCAGUGUAUUCGAGAUUCAGACCUCAACAUCAAGAGAUUCGAAGGCCUUCUCUCAAACAUCCUGCUGGCGACAUUCCAGGCUCGAGGACUCAUCCGAGUUCUGCUGACCCAAGCAUCCACGUUCACAAUACAGAGAGCAAUCUGGUUUCUCAACAAGUAUCUCUGGAUGCGGAUGAGCUUUUCACUCAACUGAUCGCGACGCUCAUGCUAGUCAAGCCUGGACCACGUCCAGACACGAUACUUACAGCUGUCGAGGUUUCCGAGGGUACCAUCAGAGUCUGGAGAGACUGGCUGGCCAAGCAGACUAACGCGGGCGUCAACUCGACUUCUAGUACUCCACCAAGUGAGCCGUCUAUUCUUUGGGUUACCAACACAGCAAACAAUGCUGUUGGUGUCAAAUUUCGAGUAAAGGAAAGGAAGUGGAAGAGGGACAAUCCUGUCUUGUUCUCUUCCGAAGAGGAAAUCGCAGUUUCGUACACGGUCGAUCUCGAAGAGGUUGUAUUGAGGACGUCGCAUUUGUUGUUCAUGGUGGAAGAAUCGCUGAGGGAACAGUACGAACCACUCAGUAGGCAGUUGUAUUUGAGACCGGUAUGA